GUCGCGAUUACGGAAGCAGAUAAAAUACACACAUAGAUGUGUCAAUUAUCUUGAAAUAAUAAGAAGUCUUGAUAAAAUAAGUGUUUUAGAAAAAUACACCUUCCACGCUUGUAAUAUGGAUUCAGUUGAAAGUUCUCUACUGAAUGUCACUCCAGCAGUUAUACAUAAUGUGAGGAAGCUUUAUGGUCUGGAUGACCAGAGAAGGUUAGAUGAAGCCAUCAAAAUUUUAGAAGAUUGGAUCGAGAAGCAACCUCAUAUCGUCAAGAAGGAUUUUGCUAAGCGGUUUUUAGAGACAGCUAUAAUAACAUGUAAGGGGUCCAUUGAAAAGGCUAAGAAACAAAUAGACUUUUUGUGCACAAUGAAAACUAUGGUGCCAAAAUUCUUUGAAAAACACAACUUGAAGUCUGAUCUGAAGACCAUUUUGGAAAAAAUAUGGGUCAUUCCACUUCCACAGAUGUCAGAUGAUUACUACAGAUUGAUUUUAAUUAAAACUUUUGAUGACGAACUGUCACUGGAAUUAAUUCAACAGUAUUUUCAAUACAUUUUAAUUCUUGCUGAGUAUAUUCGAGCCCACGAUUACGUCCAAGGUUUUACAAUUAUAAUUGACUACCGUGAUGUGAACAUGUUCAACCUUAUUACAAGACUAACUACACCUGAUGUUCAACCAUUUCUCAAUGUUUUAAUUAAAGGAUACGGUGGAAGAUUUAACAGUCUACACAUAAUCACCGAAUCAAAAGCUGUAGAAAUAUUAGUAUCGACUGUCAAACAGUUGAUAAGUGAGAAGCUUGGUAAAAGGAUCCAAGUGCACAAGAAUUUAGAAGAAUUAUAUGAAGUAGUUCCUAAAGAUCUCCUGCCAGAAGAGUAUGGGGGCAAACUGAAGUCUUAUUAUAAAAUGCAAGCUGAACUGGUGGAGGAACUAAGUUCUGAGAAACAUAUAGAGUACCUAAAAAUAAUGUCUAAGGCCUGCACGGACGAGUCUAAACGAAAUACCGAGAAGUUCAAUGAAGAAUACAUGGGCAUGCCAGGAACUUUUAGGAAUUUGACUGUUGACUAGUUUUAAGAUAAGUUCGAGUCGAAGCAUGGGUCUUCCACACUUCCCACGGGUAUUGCCAAGGACUGGUUUAAGUAACGAUUAUAUGUCUUUGAAAAAAGCUGUUAUUAGUCAUUAAUUUUGAAAUUGAUUAUUGUUUUUUAUUUUUAGUAAUAGUUAUCUACACUUAGCAAAAUUCUAUCGACCUAAAUAUAUGGAUAAUAUUUUGUAUUGACGGUGACUUGGCGAUAAAAAGGUAGCGAUGACGAAUAAAUCGGAGAUAUGAUGGAAAAAUCGGUGACUUGAAGAUAAAAUAAGGGACUUGACAAAAAAUCGGAGACUUGACGAAAACAUUAAAUCAAGGACUUGAUUCAUUAAAGACGACAAAUAAAUCAAGGACUUGAUGAAAAUAAUGUGGUGCUAAAGCAGUAAUUAUGUGGUAGUAAGGUCCCGCCAUACUGUAGUGGAACAGUUUUACUAAAUUUUUGGGACCUAUUUAAAAAUUGUUUACACGUCCGUGAGUACAAUGUCAUUAAGUUAGUAAGUAAAGUAUUGGUUACAUAUAAAAAAUGACUUUAAAAAUCGUAUAAAGGAACUUUGUCUGGCUC
Messenger RNA from Spodoptera exigua (beet armyworm), 1638 nucleotides. NCBI's taxonomy places the organism in Eukaryota, Metazoa, Arthropoda, Insecta, Lepidoptera, Noctuidae. The record is from the annotation of a GenBank genome assembly.